Amoebophrya sp. A120 is the source of this 450-nucleotide messenger RNA. NCBI's taxonomy places the organism in Eukaryota, Dinophyceae, Syndiniales, Amoebophryaceae. The record is from the annotation of a GenBank genome assembly.
CGCACUGAAGAACCCCCUGCUGCGGUCGAUGAAGGGCAUGUUCGCGGGCGCGCGCCGCCUGGUGCUGGUGAACGGUACCGGUUGGGACGUGUCCCGAAUCACCGACUUUUCCUCCAUGUUCGAGGAUUGCAUCGUGCUGGAGAAAGUUCUUGGCCUGGACAAGUGGGUCGUAUCCGGCGGCGUUCGAAAUGUGUCGCACGCGUUCGCAAAAACGAAGGUACGGUUUGAGCCGGGGUCUAGCGAAGAUCUGAAGCAUUGGUUCACCCCGAUCAACGAGGAUGAGCAGCAGGCCGCUUCGGCUUCUUCGUUGCGGCGGGGACGGCAGCUAUCGACGUCCAGCAUACGACGGCUGAGCACCGGCGUAGACAAUCUGCAAGGCAUGUUUUACCAGGCCCCCUUCGCCAACCCGAACACGACCUUGUGGCAGACGCAGUUCGUGACGGACUUCUC